Molecule: messenger RNA, 1048 nt
Organism: Toxotes jaculatrix (banded archerfish)
Lineage: Eukaryota; Metazoa; Chordata; Actinopteri; Toxotidae
Product: leucine-rich repeat extensin-like protein 5
Exons: 5
Coding region: 14-988 (324 amino acids)
Source: RefSeq, a predicted model, not a curated record
CUGCUUGUUCAACAUGAUGGCUGCGUGGGCUUCCUCAGGGGCUUUGCUCCUUGUUUUGCUGACUGGUGCAAGUUACAGCUACCCUGCGAAGAAAGGUUUUGAUCCUAGCUCCUCCUCUGGUAGCAGUUAUGGUGCAAACCCAGCUUCAGCUGGCUCUAGCUAUGAAGUUCCUUCCUCUGGAUUUGCAGUUUCUGGUUCUGGGGCUGUCUCUGGAACGGCCCUGAGACCAGUUAGGUCUGGGGCCUCUCAACCCAGUGCUCGGAGAGGACCGGCAGCAGCUUCUUACAGUGCUCACUCUGUGGGCUCAGCACAGCCAAGUUCUUUUCAACCUGCAUCUACACGAGACAUUGACUGGCUAGUUGCACCUCCCGGUCCUUUUUCUGGUGAGGGAACAUCCCCAAGACCUAGUGCUCGCCGGAUUGACUCCAGUAACCCUGCCCCUGAACUACUUGGCCCCAGCAAUGUGAGUCCACCUAUCUUUUCUCCAGAGUACCAGGCCGGUGAACUGUUACAUGAGGAGAACAGCUUUGAGUUUGGCUACUAUGACUCUGAGACGGAAGACCAAGGCUUCCAGCCAUCACCUCCAGGUGUCCAUGCUGUGAAUGCAGAGUUUAGCAGUGAACUUGCACCAUCAAGCCCAGGAAGUGCUUCGAUUCCAUAUCCUGGUCCUUAUCCUUAUCCUUAUCCUUACCCUUACCCUUACCCUUAUGACUACAUGUUCCUGACUGGCCAGUAUCCUCCAGGAACAGUAACUCACUUGAGCAGCAGCUUUGAGCAGGGGGGGGACUACUGGCAAGACACUCACUACAUAAGGGAUUACUUUCCGGCCUACCCCGACACUCAGGUGGUUGAGAACUUCCCCACUGAAUUUGCAGCCCCACCAAGUGUUAAGCAGGCCAGCCAACCAGUUAAGCGGCCCAGCCAACCUGUGAAGCAGUCUUCUAGAGCACCUGGUCUACCAGGUGGAUACAGCAUGCGCAAGGCCUGAUAUAAAGGUGUGAAUCCUUCAAACCUAGUUUUCUGAAUAAAAUAAAGAUCUUGAAAAUCA